GUGACGGUGGCGCGGCUAACAACCGGUAGGCGGAGAGGUCACCACCGCGUUCACUGGAGGACCUCCGACAAACAGCUGUUCACCAUCCGCCACAGCAACAGACGAUUUGCAGAUAUUUUAAAAACGCCAUGAACGGACCGGUGGUGCUGUUGGCCCCCUGUUAAUAAAGCUGAAAAUGCCCUAUGCGUGCUGGUUUGUGCUAGAAGAUGGCGGAGUCGGAUGGUGGCGAUUUUGCCUCGAAGCGUUCGCCGAGCAGUAUGGCUAACAAAAACAGCACCCUGCGCUGUACUUUCUCAGCCCCGAGCCACAGUGCCACGCUCCUCCAGGGCUUGUCAGUUUUGCGGGCUCAGGGUCAACUGCUCGACGUUGUGCUGGCCGUCAACGAGGAGCGUUUUCAGGUCCAUAAAGCUGUACUGGCCGCCUGUAGUGAUUAUUUCAGAGCUAUGUUUACUGGAGGCAUGAGGGAGUCAAACCAAGAUAGCAUUGAGCUGAAGGGUUUGUCUGCCCGAGGGCUGAAACACAUUAUCGACUUUGCCUACAGCUCAGAAGUCACUCUGGACCUGGACUGCGUUCAAGAUGUUCUAGGGGCCGCUGUUUUUCUCCAGAUGGUUCCCGUCAUUGAGCUCUGUGAGGAGUUCCUUAAGUCGGCAAUGAGUGUCGAGACCUGCCUGCACAUUGGUCAGAUGGCGACCACUUUUAGCUUGUCCUCCCUCAAAGAGUCCGUGGAUGCCUUCACUUUCCGCCACUUCCUCCAGAUUGCCGAGGAAGAGGACUUUCUGCACAUUCCCAUGGAGCGCCUCAUCUUCUUCCUGCAGAGCAACAAACUGAAGAAUUGCAGUGAGAUCGAUCUCUUCCACGCCGCCAUCAGGUGGCUCCGAUACGACCAGUCGCGCCGGGCUCGGGCUAGCAAUGUCCUCGGUCACAUACGAUUCCCGCUCAUGCGCUCCUCAGAGUUGGUGGACAGCGUCCAGACGGUGGAUAUCAUGGUGGAGGACGUGCUGUGCCGGCAGUUUCUUCUUGAGGCCUUCAAUUAUCAGAUCCUUCCCUUCCGACAGCACGAAAUGCAGUCCGCGCGGACUCUCAUCCGCUCCGAUGUUGUGUCGCUCAUCACCUUUGGCGGGACUCCGUACACCGACAACGACCGCACGGUGAGCUCCAAGGUGCUGUACCUCCCCGAUGCUGCCUCGCGCCAGUUCAAAGAGCUAACCGAGAUGGAGAUGGGCUGCAGCCACGCUUGCGUGGCCGUGCUGGACAACUUUGUGUAUGUUGUGGGUGGACAGCACCUGCAGUACCGCAGCGGGGAGGGGGCGAUCGACAGCUGCUUCCGCUAUGAUCCCCAUCUGAACCAGUGGCUGCGCAUCCAGUCCAUGCAGGAGGCCCGGAUCCAGUUUCAGCUCAAUGUCCUGCAGGGACAGCUUUACGCAACGGGCGGUCGCAAUCGGUCCGGCAGUCUGUCUUCUGUCGAGUGCUACUGCCCCAAGAAGAACGAGUGGUCUUCAGUGGAGCAGCUGAAGCGCAGGAUUUGGGGACACGCGGGGACUCCCUGUGGAGACAGACUGUACAUUUCGGGGGGUUACGGGGUCUCGGUGGACGACAAGAAAACCCUCCACUGCUACGAUCCGGCGUCGGACCAGUGGGACUUCAAAGCCCCCAUGAAUGAGCCCAGGGUGCUUCACGCCAUGAUCAGCAGCCGGGAUCGUGUCUACGCGCUCGGCGGUCGCAUGGACCACGUGGAUCGCUGCUUCGACGUGCUGGCAGUCGAGUAUUACAUUCCAGAGAAUGACCAAUGGACCACCGUCAGUCCCAUGAGAGCAGGGCAGUCUGAGGCGGGCUGCUGCCUGCUGGAUGGGAAACUGUACAUCGUAGGGGGUUACAACUGGCACCUGAACAACGUCACAAGCAUCGUUCAGGUGUACAACACUGUGACAGAUGAGUGGGAAAGGGAUUUGCACUUCCCAGAAUCCUUUGCUGGCAUCGCUUGCACUCCAAUUAUACUUCCACAAAAUACCACACAACGCUAAGCACCUGACCUUUGGCUGUGAAGAUUUAGUUUCACACGCUCACUCUGCCAUCCUCUGAGUCCUCUCAAGGUGUGCGCAUCAUUUAUGAGUGUGUCAGGAGAAAGACCUGAAAAGCUACUAGGCCACAAUACCCUGAAAUGUGUAUUAUUCAACUUCUUUUGGGAAACACGCAUUUUAUUCCAAGGGUUAAUACUUUUUAAAUGAUCUUUCUUGGGGUCUUUAGUUUUGAUCAUUUUAAAUAAAAAAUGUGAACGCUUUAAUCUAUUUAAAAGGAAAAGCCUCAAAGAAGAUGGUGAUCAGUGAUUUCACGCCUCAGUAUAUAAUGAAUGAGAUCUUAUAAUUAUUGCACAGUUGUAUGAUCAUGGGUAAAUGAAGUGGACAUGUAGUAUUUUGGAAUUCUCUUAUCAAGUAGCAUAACCUAAUUUAUAGCACUUUCUAAGUAUUCCACUAACCAAUCAAGGGCAUAUGUUACAUAUGGCACAAAUAGAUUUUUAUACUAUCAUUAAUCAGAGUGGCUGUUAUUUGUUUUGUAGACAUAUUGAUUGUAAAGUUGUGAUUUUUUUUUUGUUUUUUGUCUCUUCAGGCAAUUUAUGAUUAAACUUGACCUUACUCUUUGUGUAUGUUACAACUGUUCAACAAACUGCUAAUCAGAACUUAUGGAGGAUUGCACAAAAAUGAGUAAUGGGUGUUACAGUUUUGAUCAGUAAUGGUGUUUUAAAUAAUGAAAAAAUCCUAUGAUUCCUGGGUUAAAAGUCCUAAAAGCAAGUUUUUUUAAGUAUAUUUUUCUCAAUCAACAUAACAAAAUAUUGUAGACCUCUUAUGGCAGCUACACAAAUGACUGAUGUGUGUGUCUGAUACAAUAUCAGUGUGUUUUUGUCAUGGAUAAAGCAUUGUUUUGUGCACCAAACAAGAUCAACAUGAAAAUUUCCAGAUGCUCUUUGGAUCUCAGAGAAAAAAAAAAAGCUUUGCUUUAGUGUUCACAAAUCUCUACUUAUGGACUGAAACCGACGUCAUGGCUAUAUUCCAUUUUUUUCUGCAAUUGCUUUUCUUUUUAAAGCCUUGUCUAUUAGUUAUAUAAUGCUAAAAAACAUCAUAUAAAUGAAGGACUUGUUGUGUUUUCCUUUUGAGCAUGGCUACGCACAGGAUGGUGAGGAGAGUCCUCCAUUUAACUGCCUCCCGGUGUUUAGUCCUACCUGUUAAAGCACAGUAUAUUGUUAAAGUGCAAUAUGAGGAAAACUACUUAAGUUAAAAGGGGAAUGUACGCAUUUGUGUCGCUUUAUGUGUCAAUUAAAGUGUUUCAUGUUUUAAAAAGCACAUAUGUUU
Molecule: messenger RNA, 3344 nt
Organism: Menidia menidia (Atlantic silverside)
Lineage: Eukaryota; Metazoa; Chordata; Actinopteri; Atheriniformes; Atherinopsidae
Source: the annotation of a GenBank genome assembly